This is a messenger RNA of Drechmeria coniospora, 204 nucleotides long. RefSeq lists its product as uncharacterized. The record is from RefSeq and is a predicted model, not a curated record. The coding region runs from base 1 to 204 and encodes 67 amino acids. The transcript has a single exon. NCBI's taxonomy places the organism in Eukaryota, Fungi, Ascomycota, Sordariomycetes, Hypocreales, Ophiocordycipitaceae.
AUGAUUCACUCAAACAACACGUCGCCCAAGGGUGCAUGCGACAGGGUACAAGUCCUGCGCGACCGUGUCCGCUUUCACGCCUAUUUCGGCCGGCACCUUGAAGACCUAGUGAACAGCCACAGCGGCAUCAACGAGCAGACGAACCGAUCAGGCGAGAGCCGGCCGGCGGAUCUCCCGCAGCCUGUUGCGACAAAUGAAUCGUAA